Molecule: messenger RNA, 1011 nt
Organism: Exaiptasia diaphana
Lineage: Eukaryota; Metazoa; Cnidaria; Anthozoa; Actiniaria; Aiptasiidae
Product: kelch-like protein 24
Exons: 2
Coding region: 116-802 (228 amino acids)
Molecular function (GO): protein binding
Source: RefSeq, a predicted model, not a curated record
AGGGAUCCCAGUAGAACCGCAUCACACAGAAUUUCCCGCGCUUUGUGCACGAGUUUGGAUUAAAGUCAGCAUUUCAGAGUCUGAUUUCUGAUUGGGAACCAUCUUAUCUCAAAGUAUGGCUGAUAGAACUACUCCUAAACCCGCUCCUAAGCCUAAGAAACGAAAACUCGACAUGGAAGAUGAGAACAAAAUCGACUUCACAAGUCCUUGGCAUUUUAGCGAUGUUGUUUUGCUCGUUGAAGAUCGCAAGUUUCACGUCCACAAGGCCAUCCUUUCUAUGUGGUCACCCGUAUUUGAGCGAAUGUUCUCGUCUGAGUUCAGAGAAAGGUCAGCUCCUGAAAUCCCGCUACCAGGAAAGAGUGCAAAGCAGAUCGACGCGUUGUUGAAUUUGAUGUACUCCAAACAAGGCAGCGUGACCGAUAAAAAAAUUGGAUUUCUUCUUGCAUUGGCUGAUGAGUACCAAAUGGAGCAAGUGAAAGAUAUGUGUACUAAGUUUGUUACCUCCAAUUUGACAAAGAAAACUAGUCUACAUUUCUACUGCCUUGCCAAGAAAUACAAUGUGGAGACAGUUUUGGAAGAAUGCAAAAAAAAGACCAUACUCUGCACAUCAAAAUUCAUCCGAAACAAUAAACACUUUUUGGAGUUAAGUUCAGAUGAAAAAGUUGAAAUAUUGUUUGGCAGAAURGCUGCUCUUGAAAAAGUGAUGUUUGAGAACAUUGUAGAUCGCAAACGAAUGAUGAUGGAGGAGCCUAAAUGGGACCCAACGAAAAUUAUGGCUUCCUGCAAAAAUUGUCAAAAGUAAAUGUCUUUUGAUUCAACAAUAAGAUCAAUUAUAAUAUACUACAAAAACUAACAUAACAUAAGUUUUUCCUUGGCAAAAUUAUAAAAUGUAUUAUUUAUCUAAUUAUUAAUAUUAUUAUUUAUUGUUAUUACUAAAUAAUUAUUAUUGGGUAAAGGUAUGUUGGUGUGUGAAGCUAUGAGCUCUUUUUGGAAAUAUUCUCUUGUAGCAGA